UCCUACUGUAAAAAAAGAAAAGAAAAAAGAAGCAGGCACUGCGCUGCGUAAGAGCUCAGCUUGUAGUUGUGCCGACUUCUUAAGAAAUGUCGCAAGUUUGAGUCAAGUUGAGUGCAGGGCUCGAUGGGACGGUGACGCUUUUAAAGUGGAAAACUCGACGGGACGCGCGCAGAAGAAGCUUUGACGCAGCAACAGUCACCUGGAGGUGGAGACAACUUAGCACCCCCCUCCCCCCGUCCUUGACUGAAAUCACCAACUUAUUUUGCACAAGGGAGACGUGUGAAGGACUUCCACAGCACUUGAAAUGGAGGCCCCCGAUGGCUACUGUGCUAGGUCGAGACUGACAGUACCCUGAGUUCAAUAACUUCAACAUGCAGUGACUGCAGACAGAUGACAGAUGUCAUUUUAGUUCAUCACAGUAAGGUAACGGCCAAUGCUCUCCCGGUAAGGAGAACUCGAGAAUGUUGGCGGAUACGUCAACACCUAAUGGACAGACAGUUCCUCAGGGUCCUAAUUCCCCCAGUGAACUGACAAUUAAGCAAGAGGAAGAAACAGCGGAGGAGGCUGACAACAGAAGCCCAGCACUUGAAGAAAUAGGCCAAACAGGGGAGGAAGGAGCAGCAUUGGAGGAAUCAAUGACUGGCAGCCCAACCAGUGCACAGGAUGGUUUAUCUGAGCCAAAUGUGACAGCUGACGCAGGAAGUCGACAACCAAACGGUGACAGGCCGUUCCAGUGCAACCAGUGUGGCGUCUCGUUCACCCAGAAGGGAAACCUGCUGCGACACAUCAAGCUGCACACAGGCGAAAAACCCUUCAAAUGCCCCUUCUGCAGCUACGCCUGCCGGCGGCGCGAUGCCCUCAGCGGGCAUUUGCGCACUCAUGCUGUUGGCAAACCACACAAGUGUAACUACUGUGGGCGGAGCUACAAACAGCGCACUUCUCUGGAGGAACACAAAGAGCGCUGCCAUAGUUACCUGCAGGGCAUCGGCUUGGAUCCGAACACCAACACUGGCCCUUACACAGGUGAGGUCCCUAAAGAGCCGAGGCCCAUGGCAGAACCCAACACCAUGGCUUCCUUUGAUCGGCCGCCCGUUAUUGAAAGGUUACAGAGCAACGUGGGCAAGAGGAAGAGCACCACGCCUCAGAAAUUUGUGGGUGAAAAGAUGGUACGCUACAAUUACCCUGAAGUAGGCUAUGAGAUGGGCCUUAAGUAUGAGAAGCAGGCUGAACUGAUGUCAGCCCACAUGAUGGACCAGGCCAUCAGCAAUGCCAUCACAUACCUGGGAUCAGACACUCUUCGGCCCAUGCUCCACCAUCCAGGUCCCCCUCUCUCUAUGGGCGAAGUGAUGCCCAUGGUCAGCCCCCUCUUCCACCAUGUCUUGCCAUUGGGCCAACGAACAGAGCGUCCAGGAAACUGUGAGGCACUGCCGCCACAGCCACCUCAGCCCCAUGACUUCCCCAGCCAUCCCACCACAAACGGCCCUAGCGCUUUAUCCAGGCAGGGCAAGCUGCGCCAGCCAGGGCAAGAGGAAUCUCCCAACAACAGUGGAAUUGACUCUGCUGACUCAGCUCGCAGCAGCCCUCACGAGAGGCAGGGCUACCACGGGAGCAACCCCACUCCCAGCCUCAGGUCUCGAGCCAGUCCAGCGGUGGUCUAUUCAGGUGAACGGGUGACAGAAGCAUCGCAUCGUGGGGCAGGAAUGGGGUCUGGGAUGAUGCGAGUGGCCACAGAGAGGCCUGUGAGCCAGGAAGGGGUGCGGGUGUUUGGACAAGAGGGCCAGGAGUUGCGGGCCUUCCAGUGCGAGCACUGCCGGGUGCUCUUCCUGGACCAUGUCAUGUACACCAUCCACAUGGGUUGCCACGGAUACAGAGAUCCGCUGGAGUGCAACAUCUGUGGUCACCGCAGCAAAGACCGCUAUGAGUUCUCCUCUCACAUAGUCCGUGGUGAACACACCUUCCAGUAAGAGGAUGGGUUAGGAAUUACAGGAAGGACAAAGAAGGGAAAGGAGCAAUAGCCUAAUAUCCGUCCUUAUCCCCAGGCCUCUGAGACUGCACAGUUGAAUGACACUGUAGACAAGUGUAGCACAAUCAUAGCAUAGACUUCUUUUUAAGCUACUUAUUGUGAAUCUGAACAAUUGAACAAUUAUAUGAAGGUAUGGGCCAAAGACACAUUUUCUACAUAUUUAAUUGAGAUUACUAUAGAAGAAGGAAGGUAAGUUUUUUUUUCUCUCAAGAUGUUCAUGAAUUGUAUAACAGAGCAGCUGUCACAUGACUUUGACUAGUUUUUCAUUUUAGUCUUCUUUGUAUAUGUCUUCUGUUGUGCUUGUCCUGUAACCAUGCUUUUGUUAAAGAAAAAAUGUUUUCACUCUCGCGAAGUAAUGAAUGCAUACAGAUAGAAUGUCAUAAUGAACACUGGUGAUGGAGGUAAAGACUUCAGGUAGUCUCUAAUUCAAUUAAACAUAAUAAUAAUAAUAAUAAUAAUAAUAAUAAUGAUAAUAAUAAUGAUAUUGACUUGUCCACUUCCUGUUGCAUAUCAUACAGGAUCCAUGCAGUUUUCUUUUUUCUAUCUUUUUUUAUGACUUUGCCAUGGCCUGUAAUGCUCAUUGUCUUUCCUAUGAACAACGUUGGAAUACACGUAAUGGUACGGCUAACUGGUGCUGUGUGUUCUAGCUGCAAGCAACUUAGUGUCCACUUGGUCUUGAUUGCCAGUAGUGUGGUUGUCUCUGAUUGUAUCUAUCUGCAGCUGUAGAAAUUUGGCCAGUUGUGCCAUCAUCUAAGAUACCCAGAUUCCAGUAAUUGAAAUUUCUAAUUGAAAUUAGAUAAUACUUAAGAAUUCACAGCUGGCCCCAAACAACGAAUACCGUAAAUAUAAGUAGUAGAAUUUGGAGGCUUUGGAUGCAAUAUAUGAGGGAAAGUGUUAAUACAAGUGGCCCAUUAAUGUGUCAAUAAACACAAAUAAAAAGUACAUGUACAGUAUAUCACAAUUUAUACAUAAAUUGUGGUUAUCAAAAAUGCAUUUUCCUAUUCACAAACAAAAUUCUAUCAUAUGCAAACAACUGUUACAAAGCCUACAUAUACAUUUAGCUAAUGCUAACACUCUUACAAGGCCACAUAGCUAGCUGAUAGCAGAAAACUACCUCUUAUCAACCACUUUGUGAGAUUCAGCUGAUGUGAUAGCCUUCAUAAAUAAACCUCGACUGACAUUAUAUUGCAGGAUAGAGCUAGUUUUCAUUGUCUUUGCUUAACUUGAGUAAUGAGACUGCUAUGCUAGCAGCCAAUGUUAGCAUUGCUAGCUUGCUAACUGAGGAUAUAUUUCCUGUUACAAACAGCUGCAUAGCAUUUACUUACACCAAACAUGUUUUUCUGAUUAUCAGUGGCUGGAGCACUUGCGUACCACCACUAAAACAGAAAAAAAGAAGACCAACUUCCUGUAGCUGGCUUGUAUCAGAGAUUGUAACUUCAAAACAAGUCCUACCAAAAAAAAAAUCAGCUCUGACUUUUUUUUUUUUUAAAGACAUUAGUUUAUACUUUAUCAUUUAAAAGACUCAUAUUCUGAAUUUUAGGACAUCCACAUGGAGAUUUGAAGGAUUUUUUUUUUUUUUAAGAUUUAAGUUUUAUUUUAGAAUGUAUUAGUCUAAUGAAGUGAUGAAAUAUAUUCUGAAAAAAUGCCGUACACAUUUGAAAUUUUUUUUGUUUCUAUUAUAUGAAACUGUAUUUGUUGCUAGAAUCAGGAAUUAUUUUUCUCCAUAGCUGUUAUGUUUGCACUUACAAGGUAGAACACAAUGAAAGGAAAACAAGAGAGUACACAACAUAUAGCCUAAUGAUAAUUGUCAGCUCCAUGACUCUAAAAGGUUUGGCCAUGGCCAUGUUUUUCCUCAUCUUCUUAUUUUCUCAGCUGCCAAGCUAAUGCAUUCUGCACACAAAACAACUGGCCAUUUCUUUGUUUCCCUGGUUGCUCCUAUAGAAAAUUAUUCUUAUCCUGGUGACACACGGGUUCUGUUGCUUGCAGUUUGUGCACACUAAACUAGCACCCUAAUUUGCUUGAACCUGGCAGACUUAGACAUGACACCGUGAAAUGGCAGAGGGUGGUCUUGAUGACAUAAAAUGAUGCUUUAUGGCUAUGGAUACCUAAAGGGAUAAAGGAGGCUAAAGAUACUGCAUGGGUUGCUCUCCUCUGAUGUACCUCAGUUUUUCUUUCAUUCUAUUUGUAUGUCAUGACAAAUACAGGGAAACAACACAAACUGCACAAACAGCUGUUUUUCAGGUGCUUUGUCCUUUGCACCUUAUAAUUUUGCCUAGUGCAGCUUUAUUUGCGGGUUAAUGCCUAAAAGUGACUGCAUCAUGGGAAUUAAGGGAAUCGAGUGAAUUCUUGAUGUGUGUGGUGGGCAUUUGUCAUGUUGUUGCCAUAAUGUCACAACAUAUGGGUAUGACCUCAUGCAUGAAUGAGACGGUGUGAGCAUGGUUAGCACAUAGUUUUACUCUGAAGGCACUUCCCAAAAACUGUAGCAUUCCACUGUAAACCUGUUUGGACAUUUAAAAGCUCAUGUAUGCAAAAUGUAAAUAGCAAGUAAGAGAUCAGCCACUUUCCACCUCCAAAUCUUCUGUCCAUCAUCUACAAUGUGUUGAAAGGUAACAGAUUUCGAUUACUGAGGCUAGCUGCUGCUCUUUCAUAGUUACUGUCCCUCCCUGUGAAAGGACACAGAUGAGACUGUGCUUUGUACAGUUGGCCCUGCACUUUAUGUCCAUACCCUGAAUCUAGACGGCAUUGUUUUUCGUUGGUGUUUUUUGUAGGUAAAGUGGAAAACAGUCAUCGGCAGAACACGGGUUCUCUGAAAGAACAAUCUCGGAAACGCACAUUUUUUGUUUUCACUGGAACAGUACUCACAAGAAGUUUGGCAUUAGCAGUUUCACUUCAGUCAGCAUCAUAAACAGUUGAUUAUUCUCAAAGGUUAAACUCAGUGAUUUAUCCUUCUAUGUUCAAUGUCUACUUGUGAUCAAAAGGCAGCUUCUUCUCUGUUUACAUGUCGCUUCUCUUAUGCGCAACUGGUGCCCAGCUAGCAUAAAAAACCUACUGUCUGUAAAGUACUGGCACUGGAAAUUGUUUACACCUCGUAGUUGUGAUAUUGACUCUAUACAUUCCUCUAUUAUAUCAUUCCUGUAUAUAUUUAUUAUCUGAAGCCUUAUCUGUUAGAAAAGG
Messenger RNA from Epinephelus moara (kelp grouper), 5197 nucleotides. It is a transcript of the gene ikzf2, whose product is annotated as IKAROS family zinc finger 2. The coding region runs from base 462 to 1964 and encodes 500 amino acids. NCBI's taxonomy places the organism in Eukaryota, Metazoa, Chordata, Actinopteri, Perciformes, Serranidae. Gene Ontology annotation, molecular function: DNA-binding transcription factor activity; RNA polymerase II cis-regulatory region sequence-specific DNA binding. The transcript has 10 exons. Gene Ontology annotation, biological process: regulation of transcription by RNA polymerase II. The record is from RefSeq and is a predicted model, not a curated record.